AUGUCUGCGUACCCCAGUCUCAACAGAGAAGGCGUGUCGUCACUAGCAGCACCCGCACUCCAAUGCCGUCGAUGCCAUCAGUGUGUUAUUUGCUGCCCCAGAUGCGGCGUGUCAAACUUCAAGCUGAUCGACAGCGCAUCGUCCCACAAAGGUUAUAAAACGAAUGUGGGUUCUGCUGUUCCUGCAAGUAAUUUUACGGGUGCCAGUGGAGGUGGAGGUGGUCUGACGUGGACGUGUCCCCUGCCUGGCAAAGAAUGUGGUGUGACCACACUGGGCUCCUCUCCUGCGGCGCCAACAGCCUUUGAGCUAUUCUGUCGCGACGCUGAGACUAAAUGUGGCAUUGCGGUGGAAAUGGACGGGAAUGACGCCAUGAUACGAGAAGAGGAGGAGGAAAUACGACGUGACAGAAGGCGUGUUCACGCUGAGGCUUGGCUUGCCGCAGAUGCUGAAACGCGGGAACGCUACGAACUGGCCGCAUCUGCACUUGCAGCGGAUGCUGCGGCAAGGACGCAAAUUGUGGCGGGCAGGGAUGCACCAAAGAAUUUCCGGCGAGGCAGGGGGAGACAAGCGUCACUGAGCUCUCGCAUGGCGGUGACUCCUGCGUCAGGCUGCGGGGACGGCACAGGUGCUCCUGCUUCUGUGGCACUGACAUAUGUACGGAGCGACGACGGAAAGCGGGCGAGGUCGUACAAGCGCCCAACAACGUCGUUUCACCUUUUCUGCAAACACAACCAGCAGACUUACCAGACUGACGGUGCACUGAUGAAGGCGUGGAGGUCGAUGAGCCCUGCAGAGAAGAAGCCCUAUGACGACGAGGCGGCUGCCAUCCGUGUGGCACCGCGUGGAAAACGGCAAACUCUUCCCUCUGUGUCCUGA
Messenger RNA from Trypanosoma rangeli, 876 nucleotides. RefSeq lists its product as uncharacterized. The record is from RefSeq and is a predicted model, not a curated record. The coding region runs from base 1 to 876 and encodes 291 amino acids. Lineage: Eukaryota; Euglenozoa; Kinetoplastea; Trypanosomatida; Trypanosomatidae. The transcript has a single exon.